AUGCCACCGCAGAAACAAGUGCCAAAGAAGGCGCCGUCGCCACUUGAUUCCGAGUACAAGGCCAUUGCUGCCCAGUUCGACGCAGCAAAACGCGCCAAAGAGGCUGAAGAUGCAAAACGCGCCGAGGCAGUCGAGGACAUCAAUGAGCGCGAGCAGCGUCUGGCUCGCCUCAAUGCGGCGCGAAAAGCCGGGUACCAGUCGCGAUGGCUGUGGACGACGGGAUUUUGGCUCUGGAUGCUCUUCGUGCAUCUCGUGGGUCUUGGCUAUUUUAUCAGCGGCUUCUUAUUGACCAGACUUGUCCUAGAGGGAAAGUCGAGCUGUGAGGUGUCGCCAACAGCGGAUUCGAGCACUUCCGAUUUGCUGCCCGCCUGGAAGGGUAAGGGCACGGUCAAUGGCGGUUGCUGGCACCCAAAGACGUUUGAACGCGCAGUGGUGAUCGUGAUCGAUGCUCUGCGCUACGAUUUUACGGUUCCGGCGAACGACAGCGCGGCAUUCCAUAACGCGUUCCCGUUCCUGUACGAGACGGCCGUCAAGGAACCCAAAAAAGCCUUUCUGCGCCCCUUCAUUGCCGAUCCUCCGACGUCUACGUUACAAAGGUUAAAGGGUCUGACUACCGGUACCCUGCCAACUUUUGUCGACAUCGGAAAUAGCUUCUCAGGAACGGCUAUUGACGAGGACAACCUAUUGAUGCAGCUCCGGAAUGCUGGCAAGCGCAUUGUGCAUCUCGGCGAUGACACGUGGGAGUCGCUGUUCCCCGGCUAUUUUUUGGGGAACUUAAGCAAGGCCUAUGACAGCUUCAAUGUAUGGGACUUGCACACCGUGGACAACGGCGUCAUGGAGCAUAUCUUCCCCCUCAUGGAAAAGAAGGACCAGUGGGACUUCCUCGUUGGACACUGUCUCGGGGUAGAUCAUGCUGGCCACAGAUACGGGCCUGAUCACCCAGAGAUGACCAAAAAACUACGCCAGAUGGACAAGUUUAUCCGGGAUCUUGCGGCGACUAUUGAUGACAAAACUCUUUUGGUCGUGAUGGGCGAUCACGGCAUGGAUGGAAAGGGCGACCACGGCGGAGAGAGUGACGAUGAAAUCGAGGCUGCGCUGUGGAUGUACUCUCCAAAGGGUAUCUUUGGCAGAACCAAGCCAGAAUACGCCAUGCCGCCUGCGACAGCAAAAAUUCAUCCUGUCAACCAGAUCGACCUCGUCCCCACAUUAUCCUUGCUGCUCGGCAUCCCCAUUCCCUUUAACAACCUGGGACGGCCAAUUGAGGAGGCCUUUGCUGGUGCGGCUGGUAAUGCCUGGGCCAACCUUGCUGCGGCCGAGAGAGUUACGGCCGCUGGCAUCAAGCGUUACCAGUCAGCCUAUUUCAACGCCCGCGGUAUCCAGCAGUCCACCGAGCCUGGCUCUGCAGUUGAUCUGUGGGAAAAAGCCGAAGCUUUAGUUGCUGCCGGCGGAAAGAAGGACUGGUCUGCCAUUUGGUCAGCUUUCGUCGCCUAUCAGGAGACAACUUUACAGCAGUGCAAGGCUCUAUGGGCCCGAUUCAAUGUCAAAAAUAUGGUCAUCGGUAUCGCCAUCAUGGCCCUCGGGGUCAUUACCUUGUUGAUCUAUGUUUCGAAGGACGAGGAUGACGAUGUUAUCGAUGACCCGGAGCUUGAUCUUGCAGAGGCGACCCUCCAGCUUCAAGGUGUGAAGGCCGGAAAGGCCGACACGGAUGUCGUUGAUGUCGACUGCCUCGAGAAACGCUUGACAUUCUCGGCGUUGCUUGGGGCCCUGCCUUGCUUCUUUGGCGGCCUUCUUCAUUCUUAUGUUUCGGGAGCUGGGGACUGGUACCGCGGCUCGGCUCUUGCUGCUUUCACUAGCAUGGCGACAGUUCUGGCGUCCAUGUAUGAUGCCCAAGAGACUCUGUUCAGGAAUAUUUUCCCUAAUACUAUCUGGGGCUGGAUGGCAUUCGUCUUCACGGUUAGCCAAUCAGCCGGUUUUGCUUCCAACUCGUAUACCAUCUGGGAAGACUCCAUCCUGCUGUUCUUUAUCACGACCUUUGGCGUCGUCUCGAUCCUGGCAGCUUUCCGGUUACCUUCUCGCGCUGAUCGUUACUUGAGUGUUUACCACUCGGUUGUUUUCAUCGUUCUCGGCCGCGUCGCCUCUUACUCUAAGCUCUGUCGUGAGGAGCAGAUGCCUUACUGCACCUCAACCUACUAUGCAUCCGCCACUUCUUCGACCUCAGCUCCGUGGCAGCUGAUCAUCCCCUUUGUCGUCUCCGUUAUCCUCCCCUCUAUUAUCAAGAGCUACCUUCAGAACACCCGUUCAUACGAGGGUCUCGCUCCGCAAUGGGUUGGCUAUGUCUUCCGUACCGGCUUGUUUAUGUGCGGGCUCUAUUGGUUUCUCGACGCCGCUGACAGCGGUGGCUGGCUUCCCGGCUUGCCCCAGCAAACCCUCAAGAGCGUCACCGUCUAUACCGCCCAGAUGAUCCUCGGUCUCGCUCUCAUCGCUGGCACAACCGCCUUCGUUUGGGCCCCGCCCUGCGUUUCUGUUGUAACGACGGCCAACCGCUCGCAGCCUACCAAAGCACAGGUCGCCAUCCUCGGCUACGGCAACGCCCACGGCGCGCGGUACCUGCUUUUGCCGCUCAACCUCCUGGCUGCCUGCAUCCUGCUUUCUAAGCCCAUGGGCGGCGGCGCGCUAGCGCUCAUGAUCUGGCAGGUUCUCUCGCUCCUCGAGAUCCUCGACCUCAACCAAUUGUCCACGUCUCCCAUCGGCCCCGUCAUGCUUGCCGUCCUGGGCACCUUCCACUUCUUCAAGACUGGCCACCAGGCCGUCUUGUCCACUAUCCAAUGGGAUUCGGCUUUUAUCGCCCUCUUCACCGUGCGCUACCCGUGGAGCCCGCUACUCGUCACGCUCAACACCUUCGCCGGCCCGAUUCUUGCGGCAACCGCCGUCCCGCUGCUCGUUCUUUGGAAGGCAGGUCCCAAGAAGAAGGGCUUGCUCGAGGCAGUCAGCCGGCGCGCGCUAGGUAGUUUUGUCGCGUACUAUGCCACUGAGAGCUUGGCUACCAUGGCUUGGGCGGGCCAUCUGAGGAGACACCUGAUGUUGUAUCGCGUGUUUAACCCCAGAUUCAUGACAGCUGCAGCUCUGUUGCUUGUUGUGGAUCUCGUUGGCAUUGUGGUAAGCUUGGCUGGCGUUAGAGUCAAUACCAUGGCGGUGAGCGAGGUCUUUGGGUGGGCCGAGUGA
This is a messenger RNA of Thermochaetoides thermophila DSM 1495, 3222 nucleotides long. Its product is annotated as GPI ethanolamine phosphate transferase 3-like protein. The record is from RefSeq and is a predicted model, not a curated record. Lineage: Eukaryota; Fungi; Ascomycota; Sordariomycetes; Sordariales; Chaetomiaceae. The transcript has a single exon. Gene Ontology annotation, biological process: GPI anchor biosynthetic process. Bases 1 to 3222 code for a protein of 1073 amino acids. Gene Ontology annotation, molecular function: mannose-ethanolamine phosphotransferase activity. Gene Ontology annotation, cellular component: endoplasmic reticulum membrane.